This is a messenger RNA of Actinia tenebrosa (Australian red waratah sea anemone), 3330 nucleotides long. RefSeq lists its product as uncharacterized. NCBI's taxonomy places the organism in Eukaryota, Metazoa, Cnidaria, Anthozoa, Actiniaria, Actiniidae. Gene Ontology annotation, biological process: protein quality control for misfolded or incompletely synthesized proteins; mitochondrion organization. Gene Ontology annotation, cellular component: mitochondrial inner membrane. Gene Ontology annotation, molecular function: ATP-dependent peptidase activity; ATP hydrolysis activity; metalloendopeptidase activity. The record is from RefSeq and is a predicted model, not a curated record.
AUUUCCAUGAUGCAAUGAAAAUUGUUAGCAUUUUAUUCAACUUAUCAUCUAAAUUUCUAUCAGAAAAUCAUUCAUAAGAUCUUCUAAAGCUACCUUCAUUAGUUUCCCAAUGUUUUCGUCCAGCGGAGUGUCUCCACAGGUUGGAGGGUUACUGUCCGGUGCAGCAUCAUUAUUAGGCAAUGCCAAACAUGCUGCCUCAGCAAGAUGUAUGACGUAUCUUCAAAAGAAAAGCUGGAAAUCUCUAUCUAAAGACUUAACAACAACAACUACGACAUCAACAACACAAAAACAAGAAACUCAGCCAGAAUCACCCAUUAUUGCUGAGUUAGAGAGGUCCUGUAAUAGAAUUCUUGAUGACUUGGGUCUUAGAGGUCUACCAAAGGACUGGCAAAAACAAAUAAUUACUCCCCUGUCAAUUCCAGCGCAAUCAGAUUGCCGACCAUGGCUUGUGUCUCAUGUCUCUGCAAACAGCUUUUUUGAAAACAAACAUGGUUUUUCUGAAGAUGGGACCAAACUGAUCAAGCCAAGAGAUACUCAUUAUAAUCCAUAUUUUACAUCAUUGUCCAGAUUACUUCAGCCAAAUAGAUCAAUAAAUGUGAAUCAGAAGAGAUUUGUACAACAUGGAAUGAGUAGUAGAAUUCAGAUACUUGAAGAAAGAGCAAAUUAUGAAGAGGAUAACCCAAAAGCACAAGCAGAUUAUUUGAGAGCCAUGGUAACAGAAGACCCUCAGUAUGUCAUCAGAAGAUAUGAAAGUGGACGUUACGCUAUUGACGAGUCUGUGAAGAGAGAAUACCUCAAGGCCUUGGUUCUUGCUGAAAAAAUUGACUCCGAUGACCUGGAGAAGGUUUCCAGGACAGGUCAUUAUGGUUAUCCGAAGGGGACGUCCUAUGCUGCAGAACCAACCAGAAAGGCCAAAGAUAGCAGAUAUGAUGGCUCUGAAGAUACUCCACUACAUGUUGUAGUACAGAGUCAGAAAGGUGCAUUCUUCAAGGAGCAGAUGUGGAAUACCAUUCGAUUCUUGAUUGCUUUAUUUUUGAUUCUCUCUGUCAUUGAAGCACAACUUCAGAUGAAAAUGACAACCAAUCAGAAGGAGAUAACUCCUGAUAAUGUGGAUAGGAAGUUCAGAUUUAAUGAUGUUCAAGGGGUUGAUGAAGCCAAAGAGGAACUCCAAGAAGUUGUGGAUUUUCUUCGCAAUCCUGAUAAGUUUAAGAGGCUUGGUGGCAAGCUGCCUACUGGUGUCUUACUGAUUGGCUCACCUGGUACAGGCAAGACUCUACUGGCCAAGGCAGUAGCUGGAGAAGCUGGUGUGCCUUUCUUCUUUUGUUCUGGAUCUGAGUUUGAUGAGAUGUUUGUUGGCGUUGGAGCAGCAAGAGUCAGAAACCUCUUUGCUGCCGCAAGGGAGCAUGCACCUUGCAUAGUGUUUGUAGAUGAGCUGGAUGCGAUUGGUGGAACUCGUAUUGUUAAUGAUCACCAGCCUUACUCAAGGAUGACACUUAACCAACUGCUGGUUGAGCUUGAUGGUUUUGACAAGUCUGAAGGAAUUGUUGUAAUAGGAGCAACAAACUUCCCAGAAAUCUUGGACAAGGCGCUAAUCAGACCUGGUCGGUUUGAUACCAAAAUCUCGGUACCAAUGCCAGACAUCAAGGCACGUUUCCAUAUACUGAAGGUUCACCUCAAGAAUGUCACUGUAGCUGAUGACGUUGAUAUAGAAGUGCUAGCCAGGGGUACAUCAGGUUUUUCAGGUGCUGAUCUUGCUAACCUAGUCAAUCAAGCAGCAGUCAAAGCAGCCACAAGUGGGGACCCUUAUGUAUCAACCAAACACCUGGAGUUUGCUAAAGAUAAGAUCAUCAUGGGUCCAGAACGCAAGAGUGCCGUAAUCAAUGCAGAAAACAAGAAAAUAGUGGCAUACCAUGAGGGGGGUCACGCUCUGGUUGCUUACUACACCCCUGGUUCUCUUCCUCUUCACAAAGCCACCAUCAUGCCUCGUGGACAGGCCUUGGGAAUGGUUGCACAGAUCCCAGAAACAGAUGACCUCCAAUGGACCAAGAAACAGCUGUUAGCCAAGCUGGAUGUGUGUAUGGCAGGGCGUGUGGCUGAAGAGAUUAUCUUUGGUAAAGAUCAUGUUACAACAGGAGCGUCGAGUGACUCACAGCAAGCCACAGCUAUAGCAAAAGCAAUGGUCACUAACUACUGUAUGAGUGAUAAGCUUGGAAUGUUUCAAAUCAAGGACACAGACCACUUAAGCCCAGAGACCCAAGCGAUAAUCGAAAAUGAAAUCAAGAGAUUAUUGUCGGAGGCAUAUGAACGAGCAAAAAAUAUUCUCGUAACAAAAUCAAAAGAACACAAACUUCUAGCAGAAGCCUUACUAAAGUAUGAAACCUUAGAUGCUACAGAAAUCAAGCUAGUCUUGCAAGGACAGCCACUCACAAGGCAGUUAUAAAGAUAUGGAUUACAACCUGUCUUCGAAAAAGUAUUGAUCAAUUAGAACAAUAAACAACUGUAUGAUGCCAGAAUCAAGUAAUACUUGUUGUAAACAUCCCAUACAAGUUAUAAGGUCUCUCCCCCUUAGUAGUAAUUAUGUACUAUGAUGUAAAAAUGUACACUGGAGAAACUAUAGAAUAAAACAAAAAACAAAAACAAAACAAAGCAAAACAAAACAAAAAAAGGAAAAAAGAAAGCAAGAAAAAGAGAGAAGGAAAGAAAGAACUGAAAAGAAAUGUUAUACGCCGCUAUGUUUUGUUCAUCAGAAAAUCCAAUUCUGACCUGGAUUUUAUGACGUAACAACUUAGGUGAAGUGAAUAUAUAAAGGUUCAAACGCUAGGACGAGGUUUUGUAUUAGAAUUCAAGACAGAGGGCCGCAGGCCCGAGGUCUUGAAUUCUAAUGCAAAACCGAGCCCGUGCGUUUGAACUGGUUUAAAAUAUCAACUAAGCCCUAAAUUCCAUUGUUUCGAUGCAAAACACGAAAUACUAAAUUGUAGUGAAUUCAGAGGUAGAUUACUGUUGCUUUGUUCUUUUGGAAAUAGAGUGCUUACGAUAUAUCCAUGUUAUUAAAAACCUAUCCCGGGUUUAUAAUUCAGCCCCGUUCUCCCCUGUUGAUAUCAAUUCCGCCGCCGGCUUUAAGAAUCUGGGUUUUUCGCCGAAUUUAAGAACCUACAUCAAACAAUGGAUUUAGGGUGUGGUUGAUUUUUAACGGUGAGUAUUUACCGAGAGGUGGGUCAAGUUACCAUUUUCACUUUGUCUUCUGAGAAUAAUUGUUUGAGCAUGAUUUAAGACUCGAAUAUCGGAGACAACACGAAAUUCAGGAAUAAUUAAAUACGUUUUUAAAUAUUA